Molecule: messenger RNA, 582 nt
Organism: Eremothecium gossypii ATCC 10895
Lineage: Eukaryota; Fungi; Ascomycota; Saccharomycetes; Saccharomycetales; Saccharomycetaceae
Gene: EMC10
Product: Emc10p
Exons: 2
Coding region: 1-582 (193 amino acids)
Source: RefSeq, marked provisional
AUGAUUCCUAGAGCGUCAGCAUGGCUACUACUGCUAUUCAGCAGGGCACUGGCGGUGCUGUUUGAACAGCAGCUUCUUCUAUACGCGGAAGACCUGGCAUUGCGCGAUCGCCGGCCACUGGCUGCACUGUGGCAUACAGAGGGUGAAUUUGAGGUGAGCGACAUGAACGACGCGCUACCGCCAGGGGAAUACUGCGUGGGAGCAGCGCUCCCCGGCAAAAACUAUUCGUGCUUUUCCUACAUUGACCUCGCGUCACCUUGGCACUACGAUCUGGUAGUGGAUACUGAUGCGCGCGGAAAUAUCAUCAAGCUGUCAUUGCGGCCGAACCCGGCGACCGAGGGGCUGCGCCCGGUGGUGCGGCAGGCCACGCCAGGACCGCACGCAGCGAUCACGAAGCUGCGCAAGCGCACGAAGACAUACGAGGACCGCAAGGCCGGCGCUAAGUCGGCCACAGCGGCGUUUGAGGAGGACAUUGAGCCGGACAACCGCUCUUUUCUGAUGAAGAACUGGAAGCUGGUGUUGAUUGGCAUCGUGGUCUAUGUCCUAAUGGGCUCCGCAGCGAAAAAGGAGGGUGCUGAGUAG